AUGAGUGACAACCCAAGAGGUCGUGGCUGUGGUGAUCGUGGCCGUGGUCGUGGUGAUAGUGAUCGUGGUCGUGGUGAUGGAGAUCGUGGAGGUGGUUCCCGCGGGGACUCUCGUGGCGACUUCCGUGGCCGUGGUGGUGACAGAGGUCGUGGUGAAUUCCGGGGUGGUGGUGAUAGAGGUCGAGGUGACUUCCGGGGCCGUGGAGAUUCUCGAGGUCGUGGCAGAGGAGAUGGUGGACGCGGCCGUGGACGCGGUGGAGGUGUGAACCAAGGCCCGCCCAUUUUCAGACAAGGCGAGCCGAUUCCACAGCCUAGCCCCGUCGUUACCAAGACCGAAAACGAUAUCGCCAAAGCCCUCGCCAUCAGCGGCUCAAAGGCUCACAGGCAAGCCAAGUAUCCCGAGCGUCCUGGGUAUGGCACUGUGGGCAGACCGGUGACCUUGUAUGCCAAUUAUCUGCCCUUGUCCUUGCCUAACAAACAACUAUACCGCUAUCAUAUUACGAUCGCGGCCGACACUGCGGGUCGGACUGCCCCAGUGGGCAAAAAGGCCCGGCAGAUUGUGUGUUUGCUGUUGGAAGAGCACUUUGCACAGCAGAAGAGAAGUAUCGCGUCUGACUUCCGUUCGACACUGGUGUCCUAUGUUAAACUGAGAGAGGGUACCUAUGACGUGCGAUAUAAGGAGAACCUACUGGAUGACUAUCUUGAAACUCCCCGGGUACAUCAAGUCACUGUCCAGCACACCGGUCAGGUCAAUCCGGCUGAUUUACUGAAUUACUUGACUUCCACCAAUGCUGGUGCGAUCUUGGACUCUAAGUCUGAGAUUGUCGCUGCUCUAAACAUGAUUAUAGGACACCACCCUAAGACUGACGAUAGUGUCGUCUCAGUUGGAGCUAACAGACACUAUAGUCACCGUCAAGGUGUACAGGAGUCUUACAGCCUCGGUGGUGGUCUUUCGGCUCUCCGUGGAUUCUUCGUCAGUGUACGUGCUGCCACAGCUCGCGUCCUCUUGAACGUACAGGUCAAGUACAUCGCCUGCUACGAUGAAGGACCUUUGACCAAUAUGAUUCAAAGCUACGGCGGCCGGAACACCUAUCGUCUCGAAAAGUUCCUCAAGGGUGUCCGAGUCUGCAUCACACAUAUCACUCGGAAGAACAGCCGCGGUGAAUCCCGUCCUCGCAUCAAGGCUAUCCAUGGACUUGCCAACCGCGGUGACGGUGGUAAGUCACCUAACGCACCUAGGGUCCCUCGUCAUGGUGCCGGUCCCGCCGAGGUGGAGUUCUUCCUUUCCGAAGUUGGCCCUAAGUCUGGCCCUUCUGGUGCUACGCCUAAGCCCAAGGGAAAGAAAGCCCCUAAGGCCGGUCCUGUGGAAGCUGGACGCUGGAUCACUGUGGAAGCCUUCUUCAAAAAGGAGUACAACCUCUCUUUGAAUCGAGGUCUGCCAGUGGUCAAUGUCGGAUCUCGGGAGAAGCCUGUCUAUGUUCCCGUUGAGGUCUGCGAGGUCGCUGCUGGUCAGCCAGCCAAGUCGAAGCUCUCUGGUGACCAGACUGCCCAGAUGCUCCGCUUCGCCGUGAUGGGCCGUAAACCAGGCCAGAAUGCCUACUCCAUCGUUACUAAAGGUGUUAAAGUGCUAGGACUGGAGCCUCAGAAUUCCACCUUGUCUGCCUUCGGUCUCAGCUCCUCUACAGAGCUCAUCACCGUUUCCGGUCGUGUCCUUCCAGCACCAAGCGUCUUCUACAAGAACGGUAAGAAGACCACAGAGGUUCGAACCAUGGCUGGCAGCUGGAACAUGAAGCAAAUUCAAUUCUCCCAGGCCAAGCAACUAAAGUCGUGGACCUAUCUCUAUAUCGCGCACGAAAACGCCCGCCCAGUCUUCAAUGACCCCGAGGAACUUUAUGCGUCUCUUCGGGGCUUCCGUAAAACCCUCACAGACAUGGGCAUGGCAGCGGACGCUCACAAAGUCGGCAAGCGCGUAAUCCUCACAGGACACAGAGACGCAGACGCAAUCGAAAACGCCGUUCUCGAUCUGCAAAAAGAACAUAACCCAGUAUUCAUUCUAGGAAUACUCUACGCAAAGGACACAGGCGUUUACAACUGCAUGAAGCAGGUCUGUGACGUCCGAUGCGGCAUUCGCAACGUAAACGUACUGGCCGAAAAGCUCCGCGGCUCCAACGACCAGUACAACGCGAACGUGGGCCUGAAAAUUAACCUAAAGCUCGGAGGAGCAAACCAAAGCCUUCGGAGCGCCGACCUCGGCAUUAUCUCCGAGGGCAAAACAAUGCUAGUCGGAAUCGACGUCACUCACCCAUCCCCAGGGUCAGCAGCCACAGCACCCAGCGUGGCAGGCAUCGUGGCCUCGGUCGAUUCAACGCUAGCGCAAUGGCCAGCCGAAAUCCGCGUCCAAGGCGCCCGCCAGGAAAUGGUCGCGGAUCUCGAGACCCUCCUAGCAUCCCGCCUACAACACUGGGCCAAAUGCAAUGAGGAGGCCCUACCAGAGAACAUCAUCGUUUACCGCGACGGCGUCUCCGAAGGCCAAUAUAACAAGGUCAUCGACGAGGAGCUUCCCCUCCUCCAAGCCGCCUGCAAGAAGACCUACCCAGCAACACAAACUGCCAAGGGCCUGCCACGCCUAUCAAUUGUCAUCGUCGGCAAGCGCCAUAACACCCGCUUCUACCCAACAACAGAGCAAGACUCCAACCGCGAGAAUCCCAUGCCAGGAACUGUCGUCGACCGCGGCGUCUCCGAAGCCCGUGACUGGGACUUCUUCCUCCAAGCCCAUUCCGCGCUCCAGGGAACCGCUCGGCCGGCUCACUAUUUCACCGUCUGGGAUGAGAUCUUCUACCCGCGUCACCCUGCGAACUCGAGUGGGCCUGGUGCGGCGGACGUGUUGCAGGAUCUGACACAUAAGAUGUGCUAUAUGUUUGGCCGGGCUACGAAGGCGGUUUCUGUUUGUCCCCCGGCUUAUUAUGCUGAUCUUGUCUGUACCCGGGCUAGGUGUUUCCUUUCGGAUCUCUUUGAUCCCGCUGAGACGUCGGGUGGAAGUUUGAGCGGUGUUACUGAGGGUGCGGCGGAUGUGGCCAGGACUGUUGAUGUUGUUAUUCAUCCUAAUGUUGCGGAUACUAUGUUUUACAUUUAG
Molecule: messenger RNA, 3132 nt
Organism: Penicillium nucicola
Lineage: Eukaryota; Fungi; Ascomycota; Eurotiomycetes; Eurotiales; Aspergillaceae
Product: putative RNA interference and gene silencing protein (Qde2)
Exons: 4
Coding region: 1-3132 (1043 amino acids)
Molecular function (GO): RNA binding; protein binding
Source: RefSeq, a predicted model, not a curated record